This is a messenger RNA of Myripristis murdjan (pinecone soldierfish), 4507 nucleotides long. Its product is annotated as retinoic acid receptor beta. Gene Ontology annotation, cellular component: nucleus; transcription regulator complex. The record is from RefSeq and is a predicted model, not a curated record. The transcript is spliced from 8 exons. Lineage: Eukaryota; Metazoa; Chordata; Actinopteri; Holocentriformes; Holocentridae. Gene Ontology annotation, biological process: retinoic acid receptor signaling pathway; regulation of transcription by RNA polymerase II; cellular response to corticotropin-releasing hormone stimulus. Gene Ontology annotation, molecular function: nuclear receptor activity; zinc ion binding; RNA polymerase II cis-regulatory region sequence-specific DNA binding. Bases 1 to 1428 code for a protein of 475 amino acids.
AUGAAGACGGCCAGCCGGGCUCAGUCCCGCAGCAGUCCUCCACUGGUCCAGAUGAGGCGCUACACGCCCGGGGUGUAUCCCUUCCUGUUCCCAUCGGUCAUCAGCUCAUUACCGCUGCCGCCGCCACCCUCGUCACCGCAGAGACUGCAGGUCCACCAGCCGUCCAGCAGCGGCAGCACACCGUCACCUGUGGCCAUUGAAACGCAGAGCACCAGUUCCGAGGAACUCGUCCCCAGCCCGCCGUCCCCGCUGCCCCCUCCGAGAGUCUACAAGCCCUGCUUCGUCUGCCAGGACAAGUCCUCUGGAUACCACUAUGGUGUCAGUGCCUGUGAGGGCUGCAAGGGUUUUUUCCGCCGCAGCAUCCAGAAGAACAUGGUGUACACGUGUCACCGGGACAAGAACUGCAUUAUCAACAAGGUGACGAGGAACCGUUGUCAGUACUGCCGCCUGCAGAAGUGCUUCACAGUGGGGAUGUCCAAAGAAUCUGUUCGAAAUGACCGGAAUAAGAAGAAAAAGGAGAGCCCAAAGCCGGAGCUGGCAGAGAGCUAUGAGCUGACAGCCGAGCUGGAGGCCAUCAUUGAAAAGAUCCGUAAGGCCCAUCAGGAGACCUUCCCCUCCCUCUGCCAGCUUGGCAAAUACACCACGAACUCGAGUGCAGAUCACCGUGUGAGGCUGGACCUGGGCCUGUGGGACAAGUUCAGCGAGCUGGCCACUAAGUGCAUUAUCAAGAUCGUGGAAUUUGCCAAACGAGUGCCUGGCUUCACGGGGCUGACCAUCGCUGACCAGAUCACGCUCCUGAAAGCUGCUUGCCUGGAUAUCCUGAUCCUGCGCAUCUGUACGAGGUACACCCCCGACCAGGACACCAUGACCUUCUCGGACGGCCUGACCCUCAACCGGACGCAGAUGCACAACGCCGGCUUCGGCCCGCUCACAGACUUGGUGUUCACCUUCGCCAACCAGCUGCUGCCCAUCGAGAUGGACGACACCGAGACAGGCCUCCUCAGCGCCAUCUGUCUCAUCUCUGGAGACCGUCAGGACCUGGAGGAGCCCUCCAAGGUGGACCAGCUCCAGGAGCCGCUGCUGGAGGCGCUGAAGAUCUAUGUGAGGAAACGUCGGCCAAGCAAACCCCACAUGUUCCCCAAAACCCUCAUGAAAAUCACCGACCUACGCAGCAUCAGCGCUAAAGGAGCUGAGCGAGUCAUCUCUCUGAAGAUGGAGAUCCCAGGCUCCAUGCCGCCGCUCAUCCAGGAGAUGCUGGAGAACUCGGAGGGCCAGGACGGCCAGAGCAGCAGCAGCACCACCUCUACCGAGGGGGGGGCCAGCCCCAGCAGCAAGGGCAGCCCCAAGGAGGACGCCGCCCCUCCGGAGUCCCCCGAGUCAUCGGAUACUGAGGGCACCACGGCCACGCCUCCCAGCGGCGAGGCCUAGGAGCCCCAGGGGGUGGGGGGAGGGCACGUACUGGUGCUCCAGGGAACUCCAAGACUCUCUCUGACAUUCCUUUGCACAAAAAAUAACAGGUUGACAGUCGGGCAUGGAGUGGACUGCCCCCUCCCGCCACCCCUUCGCUUGUUAUUACGUUCUCCUCAUGUCCUUACCCUAGUUUUGUCUCCCGUUCUCCCCAAAUCCCGAUCGAUUUCCCCCUUAAAAAGAAAAUGACAACACGGAGGCCUCAAAGGACCAGUGCUUUGUGUAUAAUUCUGAAUCAAGCUCUUAUUUGGUGUGGUGUCUCUGGGACAGGGACUGUGAAUGCGAAGGGCGCGGCCCUCACAAGCACCUGAACACAGAGAUGAUACUCCUCAGGUCUCCUGUGUAAAUUCUUACCUGCAUGACGGGAGUUUGAUAAGUGGUUUUACUCCUCUCUCUCUCUCUCUCUCUCUCUCUCUCUCUCUCUCUCUCUCUCUCUCUCUCUCUCUGUCUUUACAUCUCUCUCUCUACAUCUUGUAUUGUUGGCAUACAUUGUACAUACCAUUGUAUGGUUAGAUCUCUGUUUCUAUGAUGAAUUUUGUGGUGCUUUUUUCAUUGUCUUAAAUAUUAUCUUUGAGGCGAUACAUCAAGGUUUAAAGGGGGCUAAUUGUAAGUCCUUAAAAAACAGUUAUCUAGAAUGUUACUGCAUAUAGACAUUAUGGAAGUCUAAUAUUUUAUAUUUGUUCCUAUAUUUAAAGCUGUUUUUUGUCUUUUAUAACUCUUAUGUUCAUGUCUCUACAUGAAUGAGUGUACAUCCACACCGCCAGAAUGCAAAGCUUCCCUCCACAUCGACGGCCGAGUCUCUCCGGCUGUUUCCUCAAAGGAGGGAAGCACAACAGCAAAAGCCUUCGAUACACACUCAUCAGAUUGAAUGCAAAACUUUUUAGCUGCAAAGUGAAGUGCAAGGAGCCGAGCUGAGACCAUGUACACAAGAUUUCAUUUAGAAAAAUCAACUCACUGUGAUGGAUGACUCCUCAGUAUAUCAACUUACUGUGCUUUCAGAAGAGAUCAGUGAAAUUGGAUUGUUCUUGUUAGACGCCAGAAAGUAGGCCAUGAUCACAUAGGACACUUUUUCAGCCCUUUGCAGUCGUUUUCAAUGGUUUGGUGGCGACUCUGCCAAACUUUGAGCUCGGUGUGUUGGACGCGGUGUGUUUUUGGAACAUGUCUCCACAGAAUUUUCCAUCAGUGUCAUUUUCUGGUCAAACAGAACGGUUCCACAAACUGAGCAAGCCAGUGUUGUGCCAAAACUUGUUUCCCCUCAGAAGGUGUGUGUUUCCUCUCGUUGUGUGUCUCCACCUCAGUUCCACCCCAUGGAACGUCACACGAUCCCAAACAAUCAAAUUAGUCCAUUGAAAAUAGUUUACCAAGUGUCCUCAUUGUGAGCUCUUGCUCGGAGACGUCUCCGCAGUGAGUUCUCAAACCUCAAGUGUUUAUUGAUGGGAUUUUACAAGGAAGCUCUCCGGCCAUACGUCGGCCUCCUUGUCAUUUCUGAAGCACAUUUCCCCUAGCAUCAUUUCCUCGUGCAGAACAACAGGCCAAGGACAACAUGAGGAGACACUGCCAAGGAAACACAUUUUUUUAGGGAAUAAAAAUUUUGGCACAACACCAGUCAAACAGCUCUAUUGUCGGACAGAAAUAGCCCAUGAAGAGGACACUGGCCGGCUCUUCAGCAACAUGAUCAAAUGGUGCUCUGUCCUCCACAGGACAUCAUGUGUCCACAUCCUCCUCCGAAUAGGAUCUUCAGUCUCUUCCUCAAGAGCAAGCAGCGCAGUAGCAUACUUCACUUUGUCCAUUUGCAUUUUCAGUGUCAAUCUGCUUUGUUUCUUCAGGUUAGCUAGCUAGGGAACGGCAUAACGCUUCAGUUUCUUCGACUCUUGGUCAGUGUAUUUGAGCAGGAGAGAAAAGCCUCCUAUGUGAUCAUAGCUUUAAGCUAGGGACACACUCGGGGACCUUCCCUUGGAUUUCCAGUCUUUGUCCUCAUUUGCAGAGUCUUAAGAGUUUCUUGAGAAGGGACUGAAGGAACUGACAGGACAAACUGUCCUGUGGUGUGACACCCAAGGGACUCAGUCUUAUCGCUCCUAGGACUCACUAGGAUUCUUUAGACAAAAUCAAACACGUCUAACUUUGUCUUGUUUGAUUUUUUCUUAAGUCUUAGGGGUGGUGUGGGGGAUUUAGAAAAAGAGGAAGCAUUGGAGUUCUGCAGAUUGCCAUCCCCUAGAACCCUAGUUGUCUAGGACAGAACGCACUGUGAGAUUCAGCAAACUGCAGUUGGUUUGUGUGGCAUGCUCUGCAAUUCUGAGUUGGAGAGAGUCGUCUAGUGUGCUCCCAGCUCUCCAUGGCUUAGACCUUUCACUUGUUGCCCGAUUGCCUGUGCAUCAUCAAUCUAAUGAAGGUGUAUCUAUUGCUAAACAGCAUGUACUAGCAACUGGGUUCCACAAAAAAAACAAAAAAACAAAAAAACAAAAAAAAAAAGAAACAAAAACAAAACGCACAUGGGCUCUGUUAUGGCCUUAUGAGCAGAGCAACCCCCCCCGUCCCCCCCCUUCUCCUCCCCAGUUCCCUUAACAUGAAGUGUCUUGUUUGAAACAGUGAAACAAACGGGGGGGCAUCGCAGUCCUUAAAAAAAAAGCCAACAUUGGUGACCGAACCGCCUCGUCAGGAAGAUUGUACACUAAUAUGUAGAAAGCACACGGUGGGACCCCAAAAAAAAAAAAAAAAGAAAAAAAAAAAAAAAAAUCCACCCAGAAAACUUUGUUCGCCUUGCUCUUCAGACUGACAUGUGUAAGCUACAGUGAUGCAAAAGGAGAUUCCAAGAUGACCUUUUUUCACCCCUGAGAAGUGCAGUGAAAGUCAAGCUUCUCUUUGGACGGUAGAUCCAACGGAGCUCUUAAUCUCAGUGGUGGGGGAAGUAGAUGGUGUGUCUUACAUUGGAUGCAGCAGCCCUGCUGAUAUUACGAAGAAAAAAAAAAAAAAAAAAAAAAAAAGAUAAUCUUAGAAAGCUGCUUUUCUCCACAGCCGAUACUGAACAAUAAUAAACUCUGGA